ACAUUUUGGUCAACUAUCAUUUGCACUACAAGGAGCAUCAUGCUUCUCGCGUCCCACGCUUAGCAGUGACAUUUCUAUAUAUGGUUAAGAAGUGCCUUGGAUUGUGAAUACGGAUUGCGAAGUUAAAAAAAUCAAGUUAUCACCGAAUUAAGAAACAAAAUUUCCGUUCUUAACGCCGAACAUUUAAAGUAGAAGAAUAAAAAUUCUAACAAAUUGCGAUAUGGAGUCUGUAAUUCAACAGAAAGUCAUAGAAGUUGCCAAUCAUGUUGAGCAGCAGUUAGACGCAGAAUUGGAGAAGUUAGACAAUUUGGAUAUCAACGAUUAUGAAAAGAUACGCACACACAGACUGAAUGAGCUCAAACGAAUGCAAAAACAGAAGCAGGAUUGGCUGGCUUCGGGUCACGGAGAAUAUGCUGAGUUGUACGACGAGAAAGAAUUCUUUGAAGUAUCGAAAAAGUCUGAGAAUAUAGUUUGCUUAUUCUACAAAGAUGAUUCUCCACGAAGUAAAAUAGUGGAUCAUCAUUUAAAGAUUCUUGCGAAAAAACACAUCGAAGCGAGAUUCUGUAAGCUGAACGUCGAGAGAUGUCCCUUUUUAACAGAACGAUUACGGAUCAGAGUUAUACCUACAAUUGCCUUAAUUGUGAAUGGUAAAACCAAGGAUUAUAUUGUGGGUUUUACCGAAUUAGGAAACUGUGAUGAUUUUUCCACACAAACAUUGCAAUGCCGUCUUGCACAAUCUGGCGUGAUCAAUUAUGACGAUGAUGUGCAAUCGUCAGAAACUGGUAAAAAACCCUUUAAUAUAUUUGGACCUUCGAAACCCAAGACCAUCAAGGGACGUACCUCAGAUGACUCUGAUGACGACUGAGAUUGCAUCUAGAUACAACAAUUUAUUUGUAUAUUCAUUUUUCUCAUGUAUUAAAUUUGAAUUAUAUUCUUAGUCUCGUUUCAUAUUAGUGAGCUUUUUUACAAUAAAGAUAUGAUAAAUUUUAUAUUUUAAUACUUGGAAUGUAUCUAAUUUUUUAGCAUAAUAGUUAAAUUGUCUAUACUAACAUAUUUUAAAUUAUAUUUACAUUAAAAUAUCAA
Molecule: messenger RNA, 1083 nt
Organism: Wasmannia auropunctata (little fire ant)
Lineage: Eukaryota; Metazoa; Arthropoda; Insecta; Hymenoptera; Formicidae
Product: thioredoxin domain-containing protein 9-like
Exons: 4
Coding region: 221-865 (214 amino acids)
Biological process (GO): microtubule cytoskeleton organization
Cellular component (GO): cytoplasm
Source: RefSeq, a predicted model, not a curated record